Molecule: messenger RNA, 612 nt
Organism: Cooperia oncophora
Lineage: Eukaryota; Metazoa; Nematoda; Chromadorea; Rhabditida; Trichostrongylidae
Source: the annotation of a GenBank genome assembly
AUGGGAUUAAAGCCAGACUUUCUCGAAGCUUUUGCAAAUACUGUGAUGGAACAUGAUAAGCUCCAGAUCACGAAUGCGAACAUGCUUCUGAAAGAGCAAGAUUCUUCUAUGUUCGCUCUAUGUUCACCAAGGAUAGUUCACAAAAGUGGCCCACAAUCGGAUGUGAAAAUUAACGGCUUACCGAACAGAGAUGAAGUCUCCGAUGUCUAUCAGGGAUCUAGUGAUGUUCAACGACCUCUUCAUGUCCAGGUCAACGGGUUCGGGAAGGCUCCGUCGCAGUCGGUUCCUUCGUCAUCUUUAUCAACACCUCUUCAACCUUCACCAUCGCCACUAACAUUGCAGGAAGGCUGCAUUUCUGCGGCUAGUUCUUCACAGUCUCUGAAAUCGUUAGCUUCUCCUACACCUGUACCAUCACCAAGCAGCGGAAGUAAAGCGCAACCAGCAAUAUCGAAGACGACGGGAGCUGUUGGAGCUUCGUCUUCAUCCCAAGCCGCAAGCCAAGCAUCAAGGCGAGAAGCUGAAGUGACUAGGCGGAAAACGGUUGUUGACAAGAUAGUCAAAGGAAAGGAACGAAAUGCCUUCAAGUUCUUUGUCUUUGGGGUUGGUUGUUAA